UGUCGUCACGGGGAGACUUGUGUCACGUAACUGACGCAGACGCCAGAGGAGCGGAGUGCAGGUGACAGCAGCUGUUGUUGUGCGGUGAUGAUGUAAUGCUGCUCCGGAUGGCGGUGUGCGCCAGGCUCUGUGGAGUGGGGCAGUCCCGGAGGUGCAGGCGGCGGCAGCGGCACAGCCAGGCGGACCAGGACAGCGACUCCGACAUGGAGAUGGAGGAGGGGGAGGAAGAAGAGAGGGUGGUGGGCAAAGCGAAAGAUGAGCCUGACGGCAGCGGUAUCGGCGGCGGCUGUCAUAGUAGCUGCGGCGCAGGGCCUAGUGGAGCCGGUUCCGGAGCCUCGGCCUCGGGCUCCGCAGGGCCGCCACACCCGCAGUCUCUGCUCGAUCUGCCGCCCGAGCUGCUCGUGGAGAUAUUUGCGUCUCUGCCCGGCAUCGCGCUGCCCAACCUGGCGCUGGUGUGCAAGAAAUUCAGGCAGAUCCUGAACACGGAAACCAUCUGGAGGAGGAGAUGCACUGAGGAAUUUGGUAUGAGAGAUGACCUGAGGAAGAUGGAGAUUGUGGGAAUAUCGAGCCGAGAUUUGUAUGUGAAACGUGUGAACCCACAGGUGAAGUCAGGACGCUUUAUGAAGCUCCUCCCCGAUUAUGAGCAUAUGGACUAUCGGGACGUGUACACUAGGCUUGGGCGAUAUUACGUGUUGCAUCCUUAUCGGCAUAUUCUGGGUCUCUGGCAGCCUGAUAUCGGGCCCUAUGGAGGACUGCUGAAUGUGGUGGUUGAUGGGCUGUUCAUCAUUGGCUGGAUGUAUUUACCGCCCCAUGACCCUCGUGUGGAGGACCCUAUGCGCAGACGACCUCUUUUCCGCAUACACAUGUGGGAGAAAAACAAAGCCACAGUAGAAUGUAUGUACGGACACAAAGGGCCUCAUAAAGGAGACAUUCAGACUGUGAAGAAAGAUGAAUUUUCCACCAAGUGCAACCAGACCGAUCACCAUCGAAUGCCUGGAGGAAGGCAAGAGGAGUUCAGAACGUGGUUGGAGGAGGAAUGGGGACGAACGCUGGAGGACAUUUUCCACGAGCACAUGCAGGAGUUGAUCCUCAUGAAGUUCAUUUACACCAGCCAAUACGAUAAUUGCCUGACAUAUCGGCGGAUAUAUCUGCCUCCGUGCCUCCCUUCAGACCUCCUGCAGCCAGGCCUCUUCAAAGGGACGUAUGGCAGCCAUGGCCUGGAGAUCAUCAUGCUGAGCUUCCACGGCUCCAAGGCCAAAGCCACCAAACUCACCGGUGAUCCGAAUGUCCCGGCAGGUCAGCUGACGUUGGAAAUUGACCUGCAGCGUCCCGUGCGUCUGCCAGACCUGGAGCAGCAACGCAGUAUGGAGGAGCUCUCUCGCCUGGUGCUGGGAGUGCACGAGGAAAUACAGAGAGCCUCACAAAGUCAGGGCGUCCAAGCGGAGGCAGCAGAGUCAGAAGUAGAGGCCUCAGAUUCAGCGCCCCCUGCUGGAGCGGAGGACGAGGAGCCUGCAGCUGCUGCCGCUCCUGAAACUCAGGCUUUCGUGCUGCCGCUGGGGGUCAUGGCGAGAAAUGAAGUUUACCCUCGAACAUGCAAGAUGUGUUUUUACGGAACUGGCCUGAUCGCAGGUCACGGCUUCACAAGUCCAGAGAGAACGCCGGGUCUGUUCGUCCUGUUUGAUGACGAUCGAUUCGGCUUCAUCUGGCUGGAGCUCAAGUCCUUCAGUCUCUACAGCAGGCUGACCGAUCAGCUGACCCAUGCUCAGGCUCCCAGCAUGCAGCGCUUCGAGAACAUGCUCCGCAACAUGCAGUCCUGGACGUCCUGAUAGAUCACAAACACGUUACACGCUCGCACUUCGGCUCACAUUCGCAAAUGGUGUACACUACCGGUCGGAAGUUAAAGAUCAGUAUGAUUUUUUUAAGUGUUUAAAAAAUUGUGCUUAAAAAGGCUGGAUUAAUUUAAUUUAAAAACACCGUAAAACAAACCACAAAAAAGAUAAUAUAACAAUUUAAAAUAACUGUUUUUGAAUUGAACAUGUUUUAAAAUGAAAUUCCUUUUUUAUUGUGAUUCAAAGCAGAAUUUUCUCUCUAAUCUUUCUUAUUAUUUGUUUACUUAUUAGUAUUAAUAAUAAUUAAUAAUAAUUGAACAACAAUUGAACGCAUUCUUGCCAACAUUCCCAUUUUUCCCAGGAGUCUCCAAUAUUUCAGACCCAUCUCCCACCACCCUCCCAUUUUGUUAUUUCUACCGGAAAACUCCCGUAAUUUAGUUCUCAGCCUUUUGGUAGUCUGUAACACCUCCGGGUUGCCAACUUCGGUAUAGUAUCCGAUCGCUGCAGCCGCCCGAAACCCGUUCACUAACACUACAGUAGUUACCAACCCGGUUCUCAACUAUGUUAUUGAGACAAACACACAACCACCAGCCCCGCCCAUCCCUCAAGACAAAUGUUGGCAGGUAUGAUUAAACUUGUCCUUCAUGAAUAAAACACAUUAUUAAUGAUACUUCAGUUUCCAUAAAAAUUAUGAUGGUUUUCAACGCUAAUGAUAAUAAUAAUAAUAUAAAAAAAAAUGAUCAUUAUAUUAUAAUGAUUUCUAAAGUAUCACGAGACACAGAAAUGAAGACUGAAGUGAAUUUAGCUUUAAAUAAGACUAAUAAAUACAUUUUAAAACAAUAUUCAGCAAUAAAAAUAUUUUAAAUUGAAAUAAUAUUUGAGAAUUUAACAAUUUUUAUUAUAUAAAUGUCUUUUUUUUAAAUAAAUAAAAAAAUAACCUUACUUGUUAUUGGUACUUCUAAAUGGUAAUUUAUCAGUUUCCACAAGAAUAUGAAGCAGCCCUACAGUUUUCAACACAUAAUAAUAAUUUCUUGAUUACCAAAUCAUCAUGAUAUAAGGAUUUCUGAAUGAUCAUGAGACACUCAAAUGAAGAAAGAAGUGAAUUCAGCUUUAAAUAACAGUUAUAAAUUACAUUUACAACUAUAUUCAGUAAGAAAAAUAUAAUUUUAAAUU
This is a messenger RNA of Danio rerio (zebrafish), 3002 nucleotides long. The record is from RefSeq and is a predicted model, not a curated record. NCBI's taxonomy places the organism in Eukaryota, Metazoa, Chordata, Actinopteri, Cypriniformes, Danionidae.